Molecule: messenger RNA, 1930 nt
Organism: Cavia porcellus (domestic guinea pig)
Lineage: Eukaryota; Metazoa; Chordata; Mammalia; Rodentia; Caviidae
Gene: Harbi1
Product: harbinger transposase derived 1
Exons: 3
Coding region: 272-1324 (350 amino acids)
Source: RefSeq, a predicted model, not a curated record
GGAGAAGGGCUGGCCGGCUGGGCUGGCUGGGUGGGUGGGGUGCGGGACGGUAACCUGGCAGCGGCGGAGAGGUGGGUGUACAGUUUUAGCUGAUGUGGAGCGGCCGGCGCCGUCACACUUCGAGGGAAGAUUAUAAAUGUCAGAGCUGUUUAACUUAUGCUUAGCUGAUGAAUUCUACUGACACAUCCUUAAAUAUCUUCUCUCACCAAGGUCUUCGUUGAGAAGAGUUCAGAAAAAGUAGCAGAUAGGAGAGGCAGCAUUCACGUUUGCUAUGGCCAUUCCCAUAACAGUGCUUGACUGUGAUCUUUUGCUGUAUGGCCGGGGACACCGGACAUUGGACCGUUUUAAGCUGGAUGAUGUGACCGAUGAAGACUUGAUGUCCAUGUAUGGGUUUCCGCGACAGUUCAUUUAUUACCUGGUGGAGCUCUUGGGGCCCAGUCUUUCUCGACCUACUCAGCGGUCCAGGGCCAUCAGCCCAGAGACACAGAUCCUUGCAGCCCUGGGCUUUUAUACAUCAGGCUCCUUCCAGACCCGAAUGGGAGAUGCUAUUGGAAUCAGCCAGGCCUCUAUGAGUCGUUGUGUUGCCAAUGUCACCGAAGCACUUAUGGAAAGAGCCACCCAGUUCAUUCACUUUCCAGCUGAUGAAGCCUCUGUGCAGGCUCUGAAGGACGAAUUCUAUGGGUUGGCAGGGAUGCCUGGGGUGAUAGGGGUGGUUGACUGUAUCCACGUGGCAAUCAAGGCACCAAAUGCUGAAGACCUCUCAUAUGUGAACCGCAAAGGUCUGCAUUCUCUAAACUGCUUGAUGGUAUGUGACAUCAGAGGGGCAUUAAUGACUGUGGAGACAAACUGGCCUGGCAGCCUACAGGACUGUGCUGUGCUCCAACAGUCCUCCCUAAGUAGUCAAUUUGAAGCUGGGAUGCACAAGGAUAGUUGGCUUCUUGGUGACAGUUCAUUUUUUCUCCGAACCUGGCUCAUGACCCCGCUUCCUCUCCCAAAAACUCCUGCAGAAGAUCGUUAUAACCUGGCUCACUCUGCGACACACAGCGUGAUGCAGAAGACUCUGCGGACACUCUGUUCUCGCUUCCGCUGUCUGGAUGGGUCCAAGGGGGCACUGCAGUACUCGCCAGAGAAGUCCAGCCACAUCAUCAUGGCCUGCUGUGUCCUACACAACAUCUCCCUGGAGCAUGGCAUGGACAUCUGGUCUUCCUGGCCAAUAGCAGGGCCCAUGCAGCAGCCCCUGGAGGAGGAGUAUGAGCCCAUGGAGUCCCUGGACCUAGAAGCUGACCGCAGCCGUCAAGAGCUGUUGCUGGCUCAUUUCAGCUGAUGGGAAGACUUUCCAGAGAGGACUGUGACAGCUUUUCCAUGUACUCCCGCCUUCACAGCUUGGUCAGCUAGCGUGAUCCAGUGUACAGAAGCUUGUUAUGAAUCAACAUUGCCAUCUUGUGUCUUAGAAGGGUUGGGGCUGGCCAGAAUGUCAUGAUUCCAGCCAGGUGGUGGCACAUACCUGUAAUCCCAGAAUUUGGAAGACUGAGGCAGGAGGAUCACUGUGUAUUUGAGACCGCUCGGAACUACAGAGUGAGGCCCUAUCCCCAAAAAAAACAAUCAGAGAAUUUGUUGAUUCUUUGCAAAUGCCUUAACUAAACCAAAGCCCAGAUGGUGCUCUCUGCUACCCAGUGAACUCCAGCUUGGCCUUCAUUCCCUUGAAAGGUCACUGAUAGUGAGUACAGUUGGGCCUAAAAGUCAUGGGAAAGGGGAAAACAACACCUAGCCAAAACACUUUUUCAGUUUUGAUGAUCUGGAAGUUACAAAUGAAAGCAGUGUUUAUACUGAAUGACUUGGGUGGCAUUUUGAUUUUUCUGCUUUGCUGACUAUGUAUACAAACAUGAAGCAUGAACAGUCUUCCUAUGUAAGUAAAUGUCUACUGCUCCAA